UCGAAUGGACCACAUAAUCUCGGGGCGUGCGCAGGGGAUAAUUGAAUUAGGAUUUCAAUAAUUCAAUUACCCAUGAAAUAUAACCGAGCUAAUUUCAUUCCAGAUAUUACCCGUUAAACGCGUACGGUUUCAUCUCACAAAUUAAUAUUUACGAGUUUCGUGCAAACGAUUGAUCGUGGAAACCUAAACAGUUCUGAUUUUCCGAUCGUGAACCGCUGUACAUGCAUAUAUUUGUCAUCGAAACACAAGUCGCAUGCAUGAAAGUUUAUACGGUGUUAUCCACGCCUCGCGAUGACGUUCCAAGAUCGAAUUUUUUACACCAUCAAAUCGUGUUAACACACCUUCUACAAAACAGUGAUAAUAAACCACAUUUUUUACGACUCGCGUGCUUGGCCAAGUUAAGUGUCUUAUAAAUUGGAACAUAAACUCUCUAUGCUAAGUUGAAGCGUUCCCAACAGAACAAAAUUAAACGGAACCCAAAAACUUGAGGGAUAAACUCCGCAAAGGCUCCGAUAUGUUAAGUUCCGGUGAAACACUGGCAAAAAUUCCUGCUGACGAUGCGAAUCAAUUAACGCAUCCUCAUGCACCACAGGAUUUUACCGUCUCCCGUUUACUAUCGACGCCAACGCAGAACCUGGGAUGCAACGAUUCAUCUAAUUCUGGUGGCCGAAGGCCCCGAAGAAGUCGCACGACGUUCUCCGCUCAACAGUUGGCAGCUUUAGAAAGAGUCUUCGAACGGACGCAUUAUCCGGAUGCCUUUGUCAGAGAAGAACUCGCAACGAGGGUGUCGUUGUCCGAGGCAAGAGUUCAGGUUUGGUUUCAAAAUCGAAGAGCUAAAUUCCGGCGAAACGAAAGGAGUUCAGCGAUAAAUCGGGGCGUAGCUACGAACCGGGAAAUGGAAACUAUGCUGCCUUUACGCCCGAUAAGAAUCACCCAUUCUCACGAGAGCAACGUAGACACAAUCAGUCAGCCUCCACAAGUGCCUCAGUAUCCUUACACCGAAUACUGGAGAUCCCCGCAAACUUACACGAGCAUUCAACCGUCGACGAGCUGCCAUGGAUUUGCCAACGCCAAUUUAGGGGCGCCUUAUCAUCAGGCGGAAUCACACGGCGUCCUCGACACACCCUCGAUAAACACUUUGAACGCCCUCAGAUUGCGAGCACAUACUUAUGGAACACCUUACUCCGGCAUGCACGCCAGCAUGUGAUAGGAGGCUUCGUUUAUAUUCAUGUUACGUAGUAUACAUAAUAUACCCGUAAAAUGACUUAUUGGUUUGAGAAUUUAUGUGCACGAAUCGACGAAUGACCCUAGU
Messenger RNA from Diprion similis, 1312 nucleotides. RefSeq names its product paired mesoderm homeobox protein 2-like. The coding region runs from base 515 to 1207 and encodes 230 amino acids. The record is from RefSeq and is a predicted model, not a curated record. The transcript is spliced from 3 exons. Lineage: Eukaryota; Metazoa; Arthropoda; Insecta; Hymenoptera; Diprionidae. Gene Ontology annotation, molecular function: RNA polymerase II transcription regulatory region sequence-specific DNA binding; DNA-binding transcription factor activity, RNA polymerase II-specific. Gene Ontology annotation, biological process: regulation of transcription by RNA polymerase II.